AUGGGACCCCACGCGAGAAGGGGAGGCCAGCAAAACCCCCAAGGCAGGUUCCCUCCUGCACACCCGAGAAUCUUUCACGGGGAAAUCCAAGAACUCAGCUACGCCCUGGAAAUGGAGAGAGCCGGGAGGGUUGAAGACAACCAGAAACUGGCCCACCUGGAGGCCGAGCUGGAAGAGACGAAAUUCCAGUUAAAGAAGCAGAAAACUCUCAAAGAAACGUUGAUCAACCAGGCCAAGGAGGCAAAGAGGGAACUUGAGAGACUAGAGAAGUUCAGCGAUCCAGCUGUCCUUAACGCUGCGGCCAUUGCUUCUAAGGUUCACAACGAUGUGAAGUACAUGAAGAAGAAGAACUUGCAAGAAGACUUUGAGGAGUUAAAGGUGGCCCACCUCCUCAGCCGGGAAGCGUUUGUAGCUGAAAUACAAGCUGAGAGAAAGAAAAGUCUGGCCCUCCAAGAAGAACUGAACCAACUCCAGACUUCAUACGAGGAGCUGCGUUCCCAGUAUGAAGCAGAUGAUGCUCUGCUGAGGCAGGAGGCCGAGACACAAAAGUAUGAUGAAGCCAGGCUCAGUGAGGAACAACGGCUGUUGGAGAACUUGAGAGCUGAAAAGGAUGAAAUGUAUCAAGAAAUGUCUCAAACGAUCACAUUCCUGCAAGGCAGUGAGAAACGUCUGCAGGAGGAAUUAACUCAGCUCAAAUGUUCAUACAAUGAGCUCAAUUGUAAAUACGAAAGGGAUGUUUCUGGAUUGAAGCAAGAUGUGGAUAGAUAUCAGGAGGAAGUGAGACAUGCGACAGAUGCCAACAUAGAAAGAGACAAUGAGAAUCUGCAGCUCAUCAACAAGCUGAGAGCUGAAAAGGAGGAGCUCCUCCAAAAAAUGUCAGGAGAAAUCGAGACAUACCAGCAUCAGGUAGAGCAGGAGAGAAAAGCUCACCUGGAGAAAACAGAGGAGGACAAGAAGCUUCUAGACAAUAUGAGAGCUGAGAAGGAGGAGCUCCUUCAAAAAAUGUCAGGAGAAAUCUCAAUUCGGCAAAAGAGGGAGAAGCAAAUGCUGCAUGAACUGGACCAGAUUCACACUCUCUACGAGGAGCUAAAAUGUAGAUAUGAAAGAGACAUUAUGGACAUACAGCAGCAGGUUGAGACAUACGAACAGAAGAUUUACAACAAUGAUUUACAAAGAGAAAGAGACGAUCUACUGCUGGCCGACACUCUCAGAGCCGAGGAAGAAGAUUUCCAACAACAACCCAUCACGGUUUCCCAAGAGAAGGAAGAAGAUGAUUCACAGAACCAAGUUAAAGUCCUAAAUCAAGAGGUUUCUUCAGAGGAGGGACUCGCAGGAGAACCUUUACCAGGUUCUUCCACUGAUCCAGAAUCCUCAGAAGAGACCGAGGUUGCUGGAGAAACCAUCCUGGAGGAUUUGGACGAUCCAGAUGGUAAAAGGAAAAAAUCAAAAAUUUCCUUUUGGAAGAAGGUACGAAACUUUCUGCGAUGUAAGAAGCCCAAAAAAGAAACAAACGAGUAA
Xiphophorus hellerii (green swordtail) is the source of this 1518-nucleotide messenger RNA. Its product is annotated as trichohyalin-like. The record is from RefSeq and is a predicted model, not a curated record. The transcript has 2 exons. NCBI's taxonomy places the organism in Eukaryota, Metazoa, Chordata, Actinopteri, Cyprinodontiformes, Poeciliidae. The coding region runs from base 1 to 1518 and encodes 505 amino acids.